CCGCGGCCGCCGACUUAAACUUUGGAGGGGGGAAAAGAGCUACUGGCGCGGGGCGACCCUUCCUUGUCCCCACCCUCCCACCCCGCCGCCGGAUCCCGCCAUCCUCGGGUCUCCUCAACCUGCCAGAUUUCUCUUCUUGGAUCCCCGCACUCCUACCACCAGCUCACGAGAUCCCUCGGACCUAGGACCCGGGCUCCCCGGGCUUCCCCAGCCGGAUCCCGGGUGGGCGCCGGGCGGCCGGUCUUGGGCCAGUCCCCAUGGCCGCCGCCCCCGCCUAUUCCGCCGGGCUCCCCUGCUCUCCAGGGCCGGGGUCUCCUCCUCCCCCCGGCGGCUUGGAGCUGCAGUCGCCGCCACCGCUGUUGCCCCAGGUCCAGGCCCCGGGCCCCGGGGUCUCCUUCCACAUCCAGAUCGGGCUGACCCGAGAGUUCGUGUUGUUGCCCGCCGCUUCCGAGCUGGCCCAUGUGAAGCAGCUGGCUUGUUCCAUCGUGGACCAGAAGUUCCCUGAGUGUGGCUUCUAUGGCCUUUACGACAAGAUCCUGCUCUUCAAACAUGACCCGACGUCUGCCAACCUCCUGCAGCUGGUGCGCUCGGCUGGAGACAUCCAGGAGGGCGACCUGGUGGAGGUGGUGCUGUCGGCCUCGGCCACCUUCGAGGACUUCCAGAUCCGCCCUCACGCCCUCACCGUGCACUCUUACCGAGCGCCUGCCUUCUGCGACCACUGCGGGGAGAUGCUCUUCGGCUUAGUGCGCCAGGGCCUCAAGUGCGAUGGCUGCGGGCUAAACUACCACAAGCGCUGUGCCUUCAGCAUCCCCAACAACUGCAGUGGGGCCCGCAAGCGGCGCCUGUCAUCCACGUCUCUGGCCAGUGGCCAUUCAGUGCGCCUUGGCACCUCCGAGUCACUGCCCUGCACGGCUGAUGAGCUGAGCCGUAGCACCGCCGAACUCCUGCCUCGCCGCCCUCCGUCGUCGUCCUCCUCGUCUUCUGCCUCAUCCUACACCGGCCGUCCCAUUGAGCUGGACAAGAUGCUGCUAUCCAAGGUCAAAGUGCCGCACACCUUCCUCAUCCACAGCUACACGCGGCCCACCGUUUGCCAGGCUUGCAAGAAACUCCUCAAGGGCCUCUUCCGCCAGGGCCUGCAGUGCAAAGACUGCAAAUUUAACUGUCAUAAACGCUGUGCCACCCGUGUCCCUAACGACUGUCUGGGAGAGGCGCUUAUCAAUGGAGAUGUGCCGAUGGAGGAGGCCACUGAUUUCAGCGAGGCUGACAAGAGCGCCCUCAUGGAUGAGUCAGAUGACUCCGGUGUCAUCCCUGGUUCCCACUCGGAGAACGCGCUCCACGCCAGUGAGGAGGAGGAAGGCGAGGGAGGCAAGGCCCAGAGCUCCCUGGGGUACAUCCCCCUAAUGAGGGUGGUGCAGUCGGUGCGGCAUACGACACGGAAAUCCAGCACCACGCUGCGCGAGGGUUGGAUGGUUCAUUACAGCAAUAAGGACACGCUGAGGAAGCGACACUAUUGGCGCUUGGACUGCAAGUGCAUCACGCUCUUCCAGAACAACACGACCAACAGAUACUACAAGGAAAUUCCACUGUCAGAAAUCCUCACAGUGGAGUCCGCCCAGAACUUCAGCCUCGUGCCACCAGGCACCAACCCACACUGCUUCGAGAUUGUCACUGCCAAUGCCACCUACUUCGUGGGCGAGACCCCUGGCGGGGCCCCAGGUGGGCCGAGUGGGCAGGGGGCUGAGGCUGCCCGGGGCUGGGAGACGGCCAUCCGCCAGGCUCUGAUGCCCGUCAUCCUCCAGGAUGCACCCAGCGCACCAGGCCAUGCCCCCCACAGACAAGCUUCUCUGAGCAUCUCUGUGUCUAACAGUCAGAUUCAAGAGAAUGUGGACAUCGCCACUGUCUACCAGAUCUUCCCUGAUGAGGUGCUGGGCUCAGGGCAGUUUGGUGUGGUCUAUGGAGGAAAGCACCGGAAGACGGGCCGGGAUGUGGCAGUGAAGGUCAUAGACAAACUGCGCUUCCCCACCAAGCAGGAGAGCCAGCUCCGGAAUGAAGUGGCCAUUCUGCAGAGUCUGCGGCAUCCUGGGAUUGUGAACCUGGAGUGCAUGUUCGAGACUCCUGAAAAAGUGUUUGUGGUGAUGGAAAAGCUACACGGGGAUAUGUUAGAAAUGAUCCUCUCCAGCGAGAAGGGCCGGCUGCCUGAACGCCUCACCAAGUUCCUCAUCACUCAGAUCCUGGUGGCUUUGAGACACCUCCACUUCAAGAACAUUGUCCACUGUGACCUGAAACCGGAAAAUGUGUUGCUGGCAUCAGCUGACCCAUUUCCUCAGGUGAAGCUGUGUGACUUCGGCUUUGCGCGCAUCAUCGGUGAGAAGUCGUUCCGCCGCUCGGUGGUGGGCACGCCGGCCUACCUGGCGCCCGAGGUGCUGCUCAACCAGGGCUACAACCGCUCGCUGGACAUGUGGUCAGUAGGCGUGAUCAUGUAUGUCAGCCUCAGCGGCACGUUCCCAUUCAACGAGGACGAGGACAUCAACGACCAAAUCCAGAACGCUGCCUUCAUGUACCCGGCCAGCCCCUGGAGCCACAUCUCGGCAGGAGCCAUCGACCUCAUCAACAACCUGCUGCAGGUGAAGAUGCGCAAGCGCUACAGUGUGGACAAGUCUCUCAGCCACCCCUGGUUACAGGAGUACCCGACGUGGCAGGACCUCCGGGAGCUGGAGGGGAAGAUGGGCGAACGGUACAUCACGCACGAGAGCGAUGAUGCGCGCUGGGAGCAGUUUGUGGCGGAGCACCCGCUGCCCGGGCCUGGGCUCCCGGUCGACGGGGAGCUCGGGGCGGCCCUGCCACCGCAGGACAGCGACAUGCAGGGGCUGGCCGAGCGCAUCAGCGUCCUCUGAGGCCCCGCGCCCCGCCGCGUGGCUGCCCUCGCCCCCACACCAUCCCCGCAGAGAACUGUUCCGCGGGAACUGCUGCCCACGCUCGGUGGGGCGCGCGCGGAGGGGUGGGGCGUUGUGCCGAAGGGCGCCUCCCCGUCUCCCCAACCAUUAAAACGGACCCGUCGCUGGCCCCCUGGCCUCAGCGUCUGACCACACCGAACUCUUGAAUC
This is a messenger RNA of Cynocephalus volans (Philippine flying lemur), 3103 nucleotides long. It is a transcript of the gene PRKD2, whose product is annotated as protein kinase D2. The transcript has 19 exons. The coding region runs from base 258 to 2894 and encodes 878 amino acids. The record is from RefSeq and is a predicted model, not a curated record. NCBI's taxonomy places the organism in Eukaryota, Metazoa, Chordata, Mammalia, Dermoptera, Cynocephalidae. Gene Ontology annotation, molecular function: ATP binding; protein serine/threonine kinase activity. Gene Ontology annotation, biological process: protein phosphorylation.